This is a messenger RNA of Apodemus sylvaticus (European woodmouse), 2296 nucleotides long. RefSeq names its product glucosamine-6-phosphate deaminase 1 (gene Gnpda1). The coding region runs from base 95 to 964 and encodes 289 amino acids. The record is from RefSeq and is a predicted model, not a curated record. Lineage: Eukaryota; Metazoa; Chordata; Mammalia; Rodentia; Muridae. Gene Ontology annotation, molecular function: glucosamine-6-phosphate deaminase activity; identical protein binding. Gene Ontology annotation, cellular component: cytoplasm. Gene Ontology annotation, biological process: N-acetylneuraminate catabolic process; carbohydrate metabolic process; N-acetylglucosamine catabolic process. The transcript has 7 exons.
GCGUGACCCGAGGCCACGUGACGCUCGCGGGCUGGGCCGCUAGUGCUGUAGCCGCUGUAGCCGCUGCAGCCGCGGGAAGCCUGCGAGUCAAGAGAUGAAGCUCAUUAUCCUGGAAAACUAUUCCCAGGCCAGUGAGUGGGCGGCCAAGUAUAUUAGGAACCGCAUCAUCCAGUUUAACCCAGGGCCUGACAAAUACUUCACCCUGGGGCUCCCCACAGGGAGCACCCCACUUGGCUGCUACCAGAAGCUGAUUGAGUACUAUAAGAAUGGGGACCUGUCCUUUAAAUAUGUGAAAACCUUCAACAUGGACGAGUAUGUGGGUCUUCCUCGAGAGCACCCAGAGAGCUACCACUCCUUCAUGUGGAAUAAUUUCUUCAAGCACAUUGACAUCCACCCUGAAAACACCCACAUUUUGGAUGGGAAUGCGGCUGACCUGCAGGCCGAGUGCGACGCCUUUGAGGACAAGAUCCAGGCUGCAGGAGGGAUUGAACUCUUCGUCGGAGGCAUUGGCCCCGACGGACACAUUGCCUUCAACGAGCCAGGCUCCAGUCUGGUGUCCAGGACGCGUGUGAAGACGCUGGCCAUGGACACCAUCCUGGCCAAUGCUAGAUUCUUUGAUGGUGAUCUUGCCAAGGUGCCCACCAUGGCUCUGACAGUGGGUGUUGGCACUGUCAUGGAUGCUAAAGAGGUGAUGAUCCUCAUCACAGGUGCCCACAAGGCCUUCGCUCUGUACAAGGCCAUCGAAGAGGGCGUGAACCACAUGUGGACGGUGUCUGCCUUUCAGCAGCACCCCCGCACCGUGUUUGUGUGUGACGAGGACGCCACCCUGGAACUAAAAGUGAAGACAGUCAAGUAUUUUAAAGGUUUAAUGCUUGUUCAUAACAAGUUGGUGGACCCCCUGUACAGUAUCAAGGAGAAGGAAAUUCAGAAAAGCCAAUCUGCUAAGAAGCCAUACAGUGACUAGCCUAUGCUGGGACGUGGUAUUCAGUACCUCAGGGGGACAGGCAGGGCUUUCCGGAAAGUGUCUGUAGAAUCACUUUUCAGUCCACUGUGGCCGCUGCAGACCCUUGGCUCGGCACUUACAGGUUAAGGAGUUUUGCUAUGGAUAACCUCGUUUAUUAUCAUUUUCCCCUUCUUUUUCAGUCCUGGGGGCUAAACCUGGGGCUUUGCUAACUGAGCUAUGUCCCCAACUUUCUUUUCCUUUUCAUAACUGUUUUGUAACAAUCCGAGAUCUCCAUCACAGACUGUAUUAUACCCAGGUGAAGACUCUUGUUUCCCUUCUGCCCCUGUGCACAUGGGCGGCACUCUCCCAUCGAGAACCCGUCUGUAUGUGCGCUUUACCUGAGUGGGCGGGCUAGGGCUUGUGCACUUUGGACAUAGCCUUUUUGGAGUCGUGAGAGCCCCUCUUCUGCCAGCCUUCCCAUUGAGAAUUUUUAUUUUAAAGAAUACACUUCCAGAACUUGAAUUAUGCACAAGGAAGCAGCCCUUCCUGCCAGAACCGAGUGCUUGGGGGAGAAGCCUGUCCCUUGUUCCCACUGUGUGGAUUGUCUUCCCUGUUGUCAACAGCUAGCCUUUCUGUAAAUGGGCUUUCUGGGUAGGAUUGGGCAUGUGGAGAUAAGAUGGCUUUCAGAUAAACUCAAAGCUUCUUCCAGAGGCCAGCCACAUCUUGUUCUCCCUCCAGAUGCCAGCAAGAGAAAGGUGAAAAGCCCUCCUGUCCGUGCUGCUUUCCUCAACAGAUUCUUACUCCCUCGUAAGGAGAUCCACUAGGGUCAUGAACAUGGCCGUGAUUUCAGUGUUUCUACCCAAGGUGGGGGGCUGGCAUCUGCAAAUGCGCUAUGCCUUCUCAGCUGCCUUCUCAGCUGAGUGCCAAGAUUAUGCACACUACUGCUCUCCUCGCUUAAACCACCCUGCUGCCAUCCCCGCCCCUCAGGUCUACAAGGUACCCUGUUCUCAGAGCAUCAGAACUAAACCCUUCACCCACCUGUCCUCCAGGCUCCUCCCAGGCCCCUCUGCUGGGCCUCUUUGUUCUCCACCUCUGUGGAGUGGUCACUGCCUCCUUUUCCAUCCUUGUGCCUGUGUGAAGCUAGAGCUGCCCAUUUCCAGGAGAGGUCUUUCAGAUCCUGGCACAGGCCCCUCCAGAAGUACUGUGUUUGGUACCAGCAUUUGUUGGUAGUUCUUAUAUGUGAUUGUGCUGUCAUUCUGUGUUAAGCUAAUGGAUCAAUGGACUUGUUUACAAUGUGAUAUUUUCUAUUAAAUUUAGUAUUUUCAAAUAAAACAUGUCUUUUGUGAAUUUUGA